AUGUCCUCGGAUGCCCUGACAAGCGCAGGGACCUGUAUGUUCGAUGAUGCCGUGAUGGCUGCGAAGCUGCCUGCCGCAGUCGUGCAGCGCUUCAAUGAGUGUUUGAUCUCAGGCGACCCUACGACAGAGGAGGACCAGAAGGUCAUCGCGGACACGCUCUUCGACUGGGCACGCGAGCGAGGGGCGAUUGACUUUGCCCACUGGUUCUUUCCUUUGCGUGGUGGCGGGGGCGCUGUGGGCGGUAUGUUGGGCGCCUUCAAGCGCGAUACUUUGAUGGACCUGGAGUUCGGCUCCAAGUUCGUCACAAAGCCGAUGAAGGCGUGCCUGCCGCACGAGCGGCUCUUUCAGGGUGAGACCGAUGGCUCCUCCUUCCCCAAUGGCGGCCUGCGCGUGACACACUCUGCAGCAGCAUUCACGACUUGGGACAGGUCAUCCCCGCCCUUCGUCAUGGACAGCUGCCUCUACAUUCCAUGUGCUUUCAUAACCCACUUUGGGAAGUGUAUUGAUGAGAAGACACCACUGCUGCGCUCCAUGGAUGCUGUGAAAACUCACGGCCUUCGCUUGUUGAAGGCCAUUGGCAUUGGCAAGGAUGUGCAGACUAUCUACAGCUACUUGGGUUGGGAGCAGGAGUUCUUCGUUCUCAAAGCAGAUCACUUCAAAGCCCGACCUGACUUGGUGAAUUGCGGCCGCACGCUCUUUGGCAAGCUGCCCACGCGGCACCAGCAAGGAGACCUGAACUACUUUCAGGCAAUUCCUGGCAAGGUACAAGAACUCCUUGAUGUGGCGCAGGCUGAGAUGCUGAAGAUCGGUUGCCCCAUGGCCGUAAAACACAACGAGGUUGCACCUGGACAGCACGAGAUGUCGCCAGUCUUCCGUGCCGCGAACGUGUCCUGCGACAGCAAUGUGUGUUUCAUGGAGGUCAUGAACCGGGAAGCCGCCAAGCUCGGUCUGCAGGUUCUCUUCCAUGAGAAGCCCUUUGCUGGCAUCAACGGUAGCGGAAAGCACGCAAACUGGUCCAUCGGCACGGACACAAACUUAAACUUCUUCUAUCCUGGUAAGAAUGAGGAUGGGGCCAAGCUCUACGUCACGGCCAUCGCCUGUUUGGCGUACGGGCUGGCGCAGUACAACGAAAUGGUGCGGUGCACUGUGGCCAGCGCUGGCAACGACCAUCGCUUGGGUGCCCAAGAGGCCCCCCCGGCCAUCAUCUCGCUGUACCCGGGCCAGGGCUUCGAUCAGUUUGUUGACUCCGUGGUCAAUGGCGGAGACCUCUUAGGAUACAAGGCCGAGAAGAAGAAGCAGGAGACGGGAUGCAGCUCCGCGAUGCACAUCGAGGCAAACGUCGAGGAUCGCAACCGAACAGCACCAUUCCCCUUCUGCGGCAACCGCUUCGAGUUCCGCGCCGUGGGCUCUUCGCAGAACUGUUGCUUUCCGGUCAUGGUCUGCAAUGCCAUCAUGUCUGCUGGGAUGUCACACAUGGCUUCCCUCAUCGAGGGUGGCAUGAGCCAUCGCGAUGCCGUGGCGCAGGUGUUCAAGGAGAACAAGCAUGUCAUCUUCACGGGCAACGGCUACUCCGCCGAGUGGCCCGUGGAGGCGGGCAAGCGAGGCCUCCCGAACUUGAACACCACGCCCAAGGCCGUGGCGACCUGGAAUUCGGAAAAGAACCGCAAGCUCUUUGAAACGCUGAAAAUCUUUACGGCCGAGGAGACGGAGGCACGCCAGGAGGUGAUGUACGAGAACUACAUCUCUUGCCUCUGUUGCGAGGUGGAAACGAUGGUGCAGAUGACCGAGACGGGCUUUCUGCCAGCAUGUGCCAAGGACCUGGAAAAGUACAAGGGCGUGGAGAAGCUGACUGGAAGCAGGAAAACCAUCUACGACAACGUCGUGGACCAGCUCGAGAAACUCAAGGCUGUGUACCAGGCCAAGCCCCACACGUCCCUCGCGGAAGAGGCCACCUACCUCUGCGACACCGUCAAGACGCAGAUGGCAGCUCUGCGCGCCGCGGUGGACAAGGCGGAGUCCGUAAUGGAAAAUAGCCUGUACCCGUUCCCGACGUAUGAGCAGAUGAUCUACUCCCACCAUUUCUGA
Symbiodinium natans is the source of this 2085-nucleotide messenger RNA. The record is from the annotation of a GenBank genome assembly. Lineage: Eukaryota; Dinophyceae; Suessiales; Symbiodiniaceae.